This is a messenger RNA of Kalmanozyma brasiliensis GHG001, 873 nucleotides long. RefSeq lists its product as uncharacterized. The record is from RefSeq and is a predicted model, not a curated record. NCBI's taxonomy places the organism in Eukaryota, Fungi, Basidiomycota, Ustilaginomycetes, Ustilaginales. The coding region runs from base 1 to 873 and encodes 290 amino acids. The transcript has a single exon.
AUGUUCGCCAAGUCUGUCUUUGUCGCCCUCGUGGCCGGUGUCCUCGGUGUCACCGCUGGCUACGACCCUGCUCACAUGCCCGCCAAGACCGACGCCAAGGGCGGUCAGACCGGCUACAACGACUGCCAGCAGCGUUACGGCGCUUCCAGCCCCACCGCCAAGUGCCAGAACGUCUACAUCAACUCGGUCAAGGACUUCUGUCUCUGGGGUCCCCCUAACACCAAGAACUCGGACACCGUCGGUGACCUUGAGGCCGUCAUGGUCGCCUACUGCAUGAAGUCCGGUUACGGUACCCGUCUCAUCCCCGACGGUACCAUCCACGGCGCCCACUUCCUCAAGACCCCCUCCUUCGUCCAGGUCACUGGUACCGGUGACUUCACCAAGAUCCACAUCCGCGCUGGUGAUGAGGGUGGAGAGCUCGACCCUCACGGUGCUACUGGCUCCGGUAACCCCGUCGGUGGUGUCGUCUUCACCCGCGCCUACACUGGCAACUGGGAGCAGCUUCCCGAGUGGCAGAACUUCAUGUCGGCCACCGAGUACUGCUUCCGUGCUUGCCGUGAUGGUCCUUGGGACCGCCAGUGGUGCCCCCACAUCUACGAUGUCAUGGGCUGCAUGUGGAACGAGCCCGCCAACUACGACCGAAAUGUCUUCGAGCAGUGCGACGGUACCGAGGGUGCUUGGCCCGGUGUCUACUCGGGCUCCACCUGGUACCAGGGUGUCAAGCCCACUCCUCGUGCCCAGCCCGCUGGCAAGAGCUCCAACUGCCGAUACUACCCCUCGAUCUCCACCGGCAAGGCCAUCAAGACUCCCUCGAAGCGAUCCGUCGUCGAGACCCAGGUCAAGCGCUCGCCCGAGUGGGAGGACGAGCCUUAA